AUGAUGAAAAGUGUGUUUCGGUCGAUGAGCAAACGGCUGGGGCCUAAUAAACUGGCUUUUUGCCGGUUUCAGAGCUCCAAUCCUCCAAUGUCAUUUCCUUGCGUCGAUCAGGCGCAGGAACGCAAUCGCAGAUAUGAAGAAAGCCUUCAGCAGUUUCAAACCCCAGGCAAUGAAGAUCCAGGGGCAUGCAUAACUUCUCCUUCACUUGCUUCGGGACCUGAACCCAUCUAUGGAAAAAUUGUAUCUGGUUUCAAAAAGUUUAACUAUAACAAUGUAUUCCUUUGUGAUCACGGCGGUAUUUUACCUAAAUUUGAAUUGGCUUACGAAACUUGGGGCGCAUUGAAUGAAGACCGCUCAAAUGCCAUUCUUUUGCAUACCGGUCUUUCUGCAUCUUCACAUGCUCAUUCUCAUCCGGAUAACCCACAACCUGGUUGGUGGGAACAGUUCAUUGGACCAGGAAAAGAUUUAGAUACCAACAAGUUUUGUGUCAUUUGCUGUAACAUUUUAGGUAGCUGCUACGGUAGCACUGGUCCUUCUUCUGUUGACCCCGGUGAUGGAAAGAAUUAUGCGACCCGUUUUCCCAUCAUAACUGUUAACGACAUGGUUCGUACCCAAAUUUUACUUUUGGAUCAUCUGAAAAUCGAUAAGCUUCAUGCUAGCAUUGGUAGUUCCUUGGGUGGUAUGCAAUCGCUAGCGUUUGGUGCUUUGGCACCUCAUAGAACUGCUCGUAUCGCCAGUAUUUCUGGUGGUGCUAGAUCUCAUCCUUAUUCUAUUGCACUUCGUUUUACUCAGCGACAAAUUUUAAUGAAUGACCCUCAAUGGAACCGAGGCUUUUAUUAUGAUGACAUUCCUCCUCACACAGGUAUGAAACUAUCUCGUGAGGUCGCUACCAUUUCCUAUCGGUCUGGACCCGAGUGGGAACAACGGUUUUCCACUCGUCGCGCCAACCCUGCUGUACCACCUGCUAUGUGCCCUGAUUUCUUAAUAGAAACAUAUUUGGAUCAUGCUGGAGAAAAAUUCUGUCUUCAAUAUGAUCCCAAUUCCCUUUUGUAUAUUUCCAAGGCCAUGGAUAUGCAUGACAUGACUGCUUCAAAUCAGAAGAUUCUCGCUGAGAACAGAAAGAAAAAUCAGCAUAAGUUAGAAAAAUAUUUGGCUGAAAAUCCAGAUGUAUCACAAGAAGACGUGAUUAAGGCAAAUUCAAACAGUGUUGUCUUGCCCGAUACCCCGAUUGAAGAAAUUUCUAAUGAAGAUAGAGUUCCUGAACCUGAUGUAGAUUCGGAUUUAACCGCAGGUUUAGUUCCUCUACGAAACAUUCCAACCAUGAUUAUGGGCGUCGAAAGUGAUAAUCUGAUGCCUGUCGCAUGCCAGCGUGAAACUGCUCGUUGUUUGGAGAAGGCUGGAAAUGAUAAAGUUGUAUACCAUGAAUUGAAUGCCGACGAAAGUUUUUAUGGCCACGAUACAUUUUUGAUUUAUCGUAAAAACUUUAACUUGGUUGGAAGCAAACUAAAGAACUUCCUUGAGCAGAGCUAA
Schizosaccharomyces osmophilus is the source of this 1530-nucleotide messenger RNA. It is a transcript of the gene cys2, whose product is annotated as homoserine O-acetyltransferase. Gene Ontology annotation, biological process: L-homoserine metabolic process. NCBI's taxonomy places the organism in Eukaryota, Fungi, Ascomycota, Schizosaccharomycetes, Schizosaccharomycetales, Schizosaccharomycetaceae. The transcript has a single exon. The coding region runs from base 1 to 1530 and encodes 509 amino acids. The record is from RefSeq and is a predicted model, not a curated record. Gene Ontology annotation, molecular function: L-serine O-acetyltransferase activity; homoserine O-acetyltransferase activity.